CAGAGCUCCCACACAUUAAAGAGGAGUGUAGCCCCAGUCUGGACCAUGAGGACCCACCAGAGCUCCCACACAUUAAAGAGGAGUGUAGCCCCAGUCUGGACCAUGAGGACCCACCAGAGCUCCCACACAUUAAAGUGGAGUGGAGCCCCAGUCUGGACCUGGAGGACCCACUAGUGCCCCCACACAUUAAAGAGGAGUGGAGCCCCAGUCUGGACCAUGAGGACCCUCCAGAGCCCCCACGCAUUAAAGAGGAACAGGAGGAACUCUGGACCAGUCAGGAGGGAGAGCAGCUUCGAGGGCUGGGGGAAGCUGAUGCCACCAAGUUCACAUUCACUCAUGUCCCUGUGAAGAGUGAAGAAGAAGAGAAACCUCAGUCCUCACAGCUUUAUCAGAGACUAAAUGAACAGAUGGAAACAGAAUCUGAUGGAGAGGACUGUGGAGGACCAGAACCAGCCACAAACACAGAUCCAGAUAAACAUUUACAAUCAGCUGCUGGGGACAAGACGUCAGACUCUGAGUCUGAGACUGAUGACAGUUGUGAUUGGGAGGAGACCAGGGAACCUCAGUCAGGUUCAAACCUUCUGCAAAAAAAUGAAGUACCUGUUAGUGAUCAGGAAUAUAGUACUGGAAAAACCUCAAGAAGCUCCUCUGAAUGCUCUACAAGCUUUGGCCACAAGGGACUCCAAACAGGAGAGAAACAAUUUAGAUGUUUAGUUUGUGGUAAAGGAUUUGCUCAAACGUCACUCCUGAGACAACACAUGACAGUCCACACAGAGCAGAACCUUUUCAGCUGCCCAGUUUGUAAAAUAAGUUACAGGAGUAAAUGUUCUCUGUCCACACACAUGAGAGUCCACAGAGGGGAGAAACCUUUCAGCUGCUCAGUUUGUAAAAAGAUUUUGGGGAGCAGAUGUGCUUUGUCCAUACACACCAGAAUCCACACAGGAGAAAAACCCUUCAGUUGUUCUGUCUGUGGAAGAAGAUUCAAGCACAGCUCACAUUUGUCCUCACACACAAGAGUUCAUACAGGGGAGAAACCUUUCAGUUGUUCCGUCUGUGGUAAACAAGUUGCACGGAAGGAACAUCUGACGCUGCACAUGAGAGUCCACACAGGAGAGAAACCCUUCAGCUGUUCUGUCUGUGGUAAAGGAUUCGCUCAAAGCUCAAAUGUGAUCUCACAUAUGAGAAUCCACACGGGAGAGAAACCAUUUAGUUGUUCAGUGUGUGGUAAAACAUUCACUCAGCUUCGUGCUGUAAAACAGCACAAGUGUGUCGGUGCGAGCAGCGGAAGUAAAUGAAGCUGCAGAGAAGCUUGUUGAGCCGAUUCCUCCCAGCAGGUUUAAAGUUCUGAGGACAAGACUUGGCUCAACACUGAUGUUGCCUUUAAAGCAGAGCUUCAGAUUUUUCCAGCUUGUCAGAACAGUACAAAGAUGCCAUACGUGCUGAAAUCAUUAUUCAACUGGGCAUCUUCGUCCCGGGACUCGUGUGAAUGUUUGUUUUGUUGCGGCAGUGACUAAGAGACUCCCUAUGCCUCCGCUCAGCGAGUAAACCCAGUCUGUGCAGUCCUAAAGAGGGGGUUUUGUAGAAAAGAGGGAAGAUCCCCACUUGAUCUUUCCAACUCAGAUCAACUGCCUGAACUUAACAAUGCAUUUUAUGAUCCCUUACCCAAGGUCUUUUUUAGACUGGUUCUGAACUUUUAGACCUCUUCAGACUCUCUCCAACCAGCAGCAGCAGCUUCUACAUGUGGUUUUCUUUAAAAUGUCACUGAGAUCAGUGUAAAAUGACGUGUUGCUCUCCACCAACACAUCACUGAUUCAGACUCCAGGCUUCAGCUUUA
Molecule: messenger RNA, 1834 nt
Organism: Micropterus dolomieu (smallmouth bass)
Lineage: Eukaryota; Metazoa; Chordata; Actinopteri; Centrarchiformes; Centrarchidae
Product: gastrula zinc finger protein XlCGF8.2DB-like
Exons: 1
Coding region: 408-1295 (295 amino acids)
Biological process (GO): regulation of transcription by RNA polymerase II
Cellular component (GO): nucleus
Molecular function (GO): RNA polymerase II cis-regulatory region sequence-specific DNA binding; DNA-binding transcription factor activity, RNA polymerase II-specific
Source: RefSeq, a predicted model, not a curated record